AUGCGGCUUUUGAAUGUCGUCGACGAACGACUCGAGAGCUUCUUUGGCGACGAGAAUGAGAUCCCACCCUAUGGGAUCCUGUCGCAUCGGUGGGGGAAAGACGAAAUCACCUUUCAGGACUUAACACAAGGGUCGCUACAGGACUUGCAGGGCCGUCAGUCAUUCUUAAAGAUCUGGGAUCUUCUUGACCGGGCCGACAAAGAUGGUUUAUCCUAUGUUUGGAUCGACACAUGCUGCAUCGACAAGACGAGCAGCGCAGAGCUCUCAGAGGCCAUCAACUCCAUGUUCAGAUGGUAUCAGCAGUCGGAAAAGUGCUAUGUCUAUCUCGACGAUUUCGACACUUCUUCCAACAGCAAGACUAUUCAUUACGAUCAGUCUGAAAGAUAUGUCGUCCUCGAUGAAUCAGAGACUUCUUUCUUCGAUAGCCUCUGGUUUACCAGAGGAUGGACCUUGCAGGAGCUCAUAGCACCGCGAAAUGUUGAGUUUUACGACAAGAAAUGGGUUAGCUUUGGCUCGAGAGACGUCGCACUUCUCGAUCGUAUUUGCAAAAGAACUGGCAUUUGGCCGCAGUUGUUUCGAGAACCCCGAUGUGCAUGCCCAAGCGAAAGAGUGCAUUCUGUCUUUACAGUUCGCGACGGUAUCUGUGCUGGAUGUCAAGGACUUGAUACCCUCCCUCAGACUUUGGACUCCUUCGCCGUCUCCAUCAAAAUGAGCUGGGCAUCGUCCCGUAUCACGACGCGCAAAGAGGAUGCGGCCUAUUGUCUGCUCGGUCUCUUCAACCUAAACAUGCCAUUGCUAUAUGGCGAAGGUGACAAGGCAUUCCUCCGUCUUCAAGAGGCCAUCGUCCGGCAGUCAAAAGACCAGUCAGUCCUGCUAUGGCGCGCUCGGCCUGAUGUUGCACCUCAAGGUUUUGCACCCGGCUGUUUGGCUCCUUCAUCCAGCGCCUUCAAAGAACCAGUUCACAUUCUUGGCCGCCGGGUCUUCAACAGGGUUGACAAAAAGUAUGAGGCUAAUUUCCUCGGAAAUCUGGCUACAAUGGAGAUCACUGACACCGCUAUACGCACCAGCCUGUGGAUUUGCCCUUGUAAGGUGGUGCCUGACGGGACACAGACUGCUUCCCGAAAUCUCUGGCUGGGUAUCAUGCAUCUCGCAUAUGACGACGAUUACCUUGUGCGACCUGCCUUGCUGCUAGAGUAUAUGGGAACUGUCAAUAUGUAUCGAAGAGUCUACCAUCAGCAUAUUGUCCCCGUCAAUCCCAGGAUAAUUCGAGGUUCGUUCGUUGUAGAGUCAUCAAUCGGCGACGUCGAUCGACGUCUGUCGCUCACUCUAUCUCUUGAAGAGGCCACCAAGAAGGACAUCAGCAUUCUGCUUCAGCAGAGUCCAAUCAACGCAACGGCCGGCCCUUCUCCUGAAGAGGGUCCUGAGACCGGGCCGGUGUAUUUCGUUCUGGAUAAGCAGAAGCUGGACUUUACCAUGGACAGCGGAGGCAGCCACCCUCCUUUCAGCCGUUACCAAGGUCGCGCCACCCAGAUACCAUCACGCUGGGUUUUUCAGAGGUGCCAGCACAGAGGAGACGGUGAGAGAUAUUUUGGCGGCAUUCACUUUGUUAAUUUUAUGCUCGAGGUUCCGGCAAGAUCAAACUUGAAUCAAGGGCCAAAUCGACAAGGUGCUGGUCGAUUUGCGUAUACAGCUGUCAUAUGGGGUAUACAUCGCGAAGUGCCCAAAGGGAGAGCCGAUCCGUCUCCGUGGCAUCUGUGGUGCCGGGUCUUUGAUCUUCAAAGCUUCAUAGAACACGCCCGGACUUCAAGUGACGAUUUACAGCCAAAUCAGCUGUAUGGUGAGAUUGAGGGUCUCAGUGCAGGCGAGAUCCAGAGGCGCAUGAAGAACCAGCGGUCGCGGCUCUGCCUAGCCGAGUAUGAGAAGCUCGAGAUUCCACAAGCAUCGGGUCGGAAGGCACUGUUCCCUUCUUCUUACGGCGACAACUGGGCAGAGGAUAAUAUGAGUGAUGGUGGGAGCCAUUUGGCAGCCAAGGUUGCGUUGGUUGAGGGACUGGGUCGGAGGGUUUUUGAGCUGCACAUCAAGAUCACAGGUAGUCAAAACAUAGAAGCAGCAGCAAUACAGUAA
Fusarium proliferatum ET1 is the source of this 2124-nucleotide messenger RNA. RefSeq names its product putative beta transducin-like protein. The coding region runs from base 1 to 2124 and encodes 707 amino acids. The transcript has a single exon. Lineage: Eukaryota; Fungi; Ascomycota; Sordariomycetes; Hypocreales; Nectriaceae. The record is from RefSeq and is a predicted model, not a curated record.